AUGUCCUGCCCUUUCACUGGUGAGAAGAGCCCUGCCGCCCCGGCCAACGUCGAGGAGGUUGCGAAGGAGAAGACCGAAGGAGAGGAGACGGCCAAGGGUUGCCCAUUCGAGGGAAAGGCGCCCCGUCGUCCGGCCGCGGGCGGUAUCGACAUAGAUGAGAUCGAUGCCGACAGUCCUUCGCUGGCCGAGUACAAGAAGCUGAAGCGGGUGAUGGGCAUCAUGACGCAGUUCUACAAGGACGGCACCGACCUCAAGCAGGGCCACUACGACCACGUCACCCAGGAGCUCGAGAAGCUCGACGUCGACGCCAAGAUGGCGCAGGAGCAGCUCGAGGUCGUGUCGGCCCCGGCCUUCGCGAGCCACCCCAAGCAGAAGGAGUUCGCCAAGGAGCUGGCCGACGAGGUCGAGCGGCUGACCAAGCAGCGCGAGCUGUUCCUCACCAAGCAGAAGGAGUACAAGGAGCUGGCGGAGUGGAGCCAGGGCAUCGUGCGCGUGUGCGAGUGGCUCGAGCUCAACCUCGACGACUACUGCUCCAAGACCCUCGACUACCCCAAGCUGAAGGACGCCCAGAAGCCGCCCACGCUCGACAAGGACACCGCCGUCACCUACUCGAGCGGCCUCGACGAGAUCUUCCACAACCUCAAGGAGUCCCAGGACUUCUUCGAGGCGUCGGUUGAUGGCCGGCUCAAGAAGUACCACACGGCGGAGAAGGAGCUGAUCGAGGCGCAGCUGGCGGUGGUGCGCAAGUACCCCGAGAGCAGCGAGCGGCGAAAGCACGUCGAGGCGGAGCUCCUGCAGGAUCUGGAGUUCGUGCAGGGCAACAUGGUGGAGACCCCCGACGCCGCCCGCCGCAGGGAGAAGAUGCUUGAGUCCCACGCCGACUUCUUCAAGGUCCUCAAGUUCCACAAGGAGAAGCUCAAGGUGCUCUACCUCGAGGACUCUACCGAUGCCCAGAAGCGCGAGUUCGAUCCCCGAUUCGACCACUACCACUAA
Acanthamoeba castellanii str. Neff is the source of this 993-nucleotide messenger RNA. RefSeq lists its product as uncharacterized. The record is from RefSeq and is a predicted model, not a curated record. NCBI's taxonomy places the organism in Eukaryota, Discosea, Longamoebia, Acanthamoebidae. The transcript has 3 exons. The coding region runs from base 1 to 993 and encodes 330 amino acids.